AUGUGGAAAAGUGUGAUUAUCAUCUUUCUGGCCUUUCUUUUCACCCUCGAUGCAGCACCUGAAGCGGCUGUCGAGACAGAGACUGUCCAGGAUGCGCCACCAUAUCGCCUGCCCAACACAACUGAGCCUGUGAAGUACGAAUUGUGGAUGACAACGAAUAUUCAUACUGGCGAAUUCGCAUUCAAUGGCCGAGUCAGCAUUACCAUUCGAGUCUUGACCACCACCCAAGCGAUUCAUCUCAACUCGGUGGGUCUUAACAUCUACGGUGGAAACAUCAGGGAUGAAUUUGGAGUUGAAAAGGCACUGACAGCAACUACACCAUAUGUAGAAAAUCAAAUUGUUGUAAUUGAUGUGACGGAAGUGCUGGUGGCUGGAAGAACCUACAUCCUUACGCUCGAAUUCGAUGGACAUUUGCAAAGUCAAGCCAGAGGAUUCUACUAUAAUCGCUAUACCGAUGAUUUCGGGCGGACCUUUUACAUAGCCAGCACAGCUUUCCAGCACAUUUUCGCCAGAUGGGCUUUUCCCUGUUAUGAUGAACCGCGCUUCCGCACGCCCUUCACCAUCCACGUCACCCAUGGUAGUCUCUAUCGUGCUGCUUCUAACGUGGCGGUACUUUCAGAAGAAAAUCAUGAAGACGACAUGAUGACCACACACUUCCACGAGACUCAUUUCACGAUGUCUGUGAAUUUAGUGGCCUUCUCAGUAACUAAUUAUGUUUCUGUAAGCGCAAUGUCUUCUUCAAAUAAGCCAAUGGGUGUCCUCGCUCCUGUUCAUCAAAUCGAGCAGGUUGAAUUUGGUCUCAACAGAACAAUUGAGUUUUACGAGAAAAUCGAGAGGUACACAGCUAUGCCACUUUCCCUGUUGAAACUCGACAGCAUCGUUAUCAAUGAUUUCAUGCACAUUACGAUGGAAAAUUGGGGAUUAAUGACAUAUGACUCCAAAUAUUUCCUGCACAAAGAGGGCGUCACGACCAUUGGCCAAACAGUGGAUAUUGUGAAACUCAUCACCCACACUCUCAUGCACAACUACUUUGGCAAUCUCGUGGGCAUCCCUUGGUGGUCAUACACGUGGAUGACCGAAGGAUUCGCCACAUACUUUGAGUACUACAUCACUGAUGAAUACUUUCCCGAUCUCCACAUGUCAGACGUGUUUGUGACCCUCUUCUUGCAGAGGAGUCUCUAUGAAGACUCCUUGCUCAGCACUCGACCUAUGAGCACUUACAGCUUCGACAACAUCUUCGACAUUGACUCCGUCUUUGAUGGAAUAACUCUUAGAAAGGGUCCAGCAAUUAUUAGAAUGUUGGAUAAUGUUCUUGGCAAAGACACCUUCCAACUUGGUGUGAGAAAUUUCUUAUUUGAAAUGGCCUACAGUAUCGCGGAGCCAGCAGAUCUGUACAGAAAUCUACAGAGUGCUGUAAAUUUAAAUGGUGAUCUUCCUUCUGACCUCACUGUGGCAGAAAUGAUGUAUCCAUGGGAACAUCUUCCCGGCUAUCCGCUCGUUACCAUUAUGAGGAAUUAUCAAAACAAUGAAAUCGUGGUCAACCAGAGAAGAUUUCUCUACCAACGAGAAGAUAACGAUCCUGAAUGCUCUUGCUGGCAUAUUCCACUUUCCUUUGCUACGACUUAUAAUCCUGACAUGGAAAACACCAAACCAUCAACUUGGCUCCGCCGAGGCACUAAAGAACUCGUUCUUAGAACCACAGAAAAUCAAACAUGGUCAUCAGAAGACUGGGUUCUCUUCAAUAUCCAGCAAACUGGCUUCUAUCGAGUGAACUAUGACACACAAAACUGGAGACUUUUGGCCAAUGAACUUCAUCAGGGCCCACCUUUCAAGAUUGGAACACUGAAUAGAGCUCAAUUGAUUGACGAUUCCUUCAGUCUGGCGUUCUCUGACAUUAUUGAAUUUCCUCUGUUUCUAGACAUCAUCAAGUACAUCCGCGAAGAAGAAGAGUUUCCCGUUUGGACCACUGCUGAACGGCAUCUUAUUGCUCUCAACCGUCGCCUAGAAGGACCAACAUAUGAAUUACACUUUGGUAGAUUCCUCAAGUAUCUUACCAGCGAUCUCUUCGACAAGUUAGACAUCUUCGAGAAUGUUGGAGGCACAGAGAGUGCCAGAAUCACCUUCCUUCGCCCAAUCAUUGUGGACCUCGCUUGUCGUGCGGGAUCUCCAAAAUGCCUCACUGCAACUAGGAUUCUCGUAAUGGCCGAAGCCUUAACAGGACAUCGCCUUGUGCCGCAUGAGAAGAGCUCGGUAUACUACUGCCAUGGACUGAGAAAUGCCAAUUGGGAAACGUACUUCUACUUCUGGCGUCGCCUCCAUUCCAUCCCAGAUACUCAAGAGCGACACCAUCUGGUGAAUUCGUUGAGUUGCUUCCAAAGCAGUUCAUCAAUUGCUGACCUUCUGCUUACUACGUCAAUCAUCGAUUCUUCCGCUGAAAUCGUGUACAGCGUUCUUGAACGCUUUAUGGUCCUCGCAACAGCCUUCCGCAACGGACACGUGAAAGUCGUGAUAAACUUCCUGAAGGAAAAUCACGAGGAUGUGGCGAAGACCUACACAUUCAACUAUCGCAUGGAGGAGAUUCUUCGUGAAAUGACAGGAUAUCUUCACAGUGAUGAGGAGGAGGCAGAUUUCGAGGACAUGCUGACUAUCUUCUUCGAGGCAGGACAUCUCAGUGCUCUCCAAAUUGCUGGAAUUAGACAGGAAAUGGAGCACAACCAGAGAUGGAUAGAUGAAAAUAGGGAGUCAAUCGAACAGUGGAUUCACAACUUCUUCGACCCAACUGAGAGUUCAUCGUCCAAGAAUUACCUUUCGUUGGGAUUACUUCUAUUUGGUGUUCUCUUCAAAUUCUCCUUCUAG
Messenger RNA from Phlebotomus argentipes, 2856 nucleotides. Its product is annotated as aminopeptidase N-like. Gene Ontology annotation, cellular component: cytoplasm. The transcript has 3 exons. The record is from RefSeq and is a predicted model, not a curated record. NCBI's taxonomy places the organism in Eukaryota, Metazoa, Arthropoda, Insecta, Diptera, Psychodidae. Gene Ontology annotation, biological process: peptide catabolic process; proteolysis. Bases 1 to 2856 code for a protein of 951 amino acids. Gene Ontology annotation, molecular function: metalloaminopeptidase activity; peptide binding; zinc ion binding.